AUGGCCUACAAAGGUCAGUUUGAGAGUCAACAGAGAAAUCAGGGGACAUUUUCCAUACAUGUGAAAACCUGUGAAGAAAAGACCACGCAGAGUCAUUCCGCAACCCCUACUCUUCAUCAAAUAAUUCCUACAAAGGAAAAAUUGUACAAAUGUAAGGAAUGUAGACAAGCCUUCCGUUACCUGUCAUGCCUUAUUCAGCAUGAGAAAACUCAUAAUAAAGAAAAACAUUCUGAAGUUAAGAAAUGUAGGAAGACCUUUAGCAAAAAACCAAGCUAUGGUCCACAUCAGAGGAUUCAGACUGGUGAGAAACCAUAUGAGUGUAUGGAAUGUGGCAAGUCCUUUGGUCGUAGUUCUGAUCUGAUUCAACAUCAGAAAAUUCAUACUAAUGAAAAACCCUAUCAGUGCAAAUCAUGUGGGAAAGCUUUCAUUCGUGGCUCACAGCUCACUGAACAUCAGAGAGUUCAUACAGGAGAGAAACCCUAUGAAUGUAAGAAGUGUGGAAAAGCCUUUAGUUAUUGUUCACAGUAUAUUCUGCAUCAGAGAACUCAUAGUGGUGAAAAACCUUAUGAAUGUAAAGAAUGUGGAAAGGCUUUUAUUCUUAGCUCUCAACUUACUUAUCAUCAGAGAAUUCAUAGUGGUGAAAAACCCUAUGAGUGUAAGGAAUGUGGAAAAUCCUUUAUUCUUGGUUCACACCUUACUUAUCAUCAGAGAGUGCAUACUGGUGAAAAGCCUUAUAGAUGCAAAGAAUGUGAGAAAGCUUUUUUAUGUGCCUCUCAUCUUACUGAGCAUCAGAGAGUUCAUACAGGUGAGAAACCCUAUGAAUGUAAAGAAUGUGGCAAGGCCUUUUUUCGGGGAUCACACCUUACAUACCAUCUGAGAGUUCAUACAGGUGAGAGACCUUAUAAAUGUAAAGAAUGUGGAAAAGCUUUUAUUUGUAAUUCUCAUCUCACUCAACAUCAGAGAAUUCAUACUAAUGAAAAACCCUACAAAUGUAAAGAAUGUGAAAAGGGCUUUAAUUGUUGCAGACAGCUUAGUGAGCAUCAGAGAGUUCAUACAGAUGAGAAACCCUAUGAAUGUAAGGAAUGUGGGAAGGCCUUUAUUCGUGGUUCACACCUUACUGAACAUCAGAAAACUCAUACUGGGGAGAAGCCUUAUGAAUGUAGGGAAUGUGGAAAGGCCUUUAGUCAUGGAUCAUAA
This is a messenger RNA of Orycteropus afer afer, 1197 nucleotides long. NCBI's taxonomy places the organism in Eukaryota, Metazoa, Chordata, Mammalia, Tubulidentata, Orycteropodidae. The record is from RefSeq and is a predicted model, not a curated record.